CUCAGUACGACGCUUGAACCGUGAAGAAGCCAGAUUAUGUGACAGCUGACUGUUUACUAAGAUUGUGGUUGAAGAGGGUUUGGAUCAUAAGGGCAUCUUGGCUUCGUUUUGAUUCAAACACCUUAAAGUGUUUACAGACGUUCGUCUGAAUGGCUCGAUACCACAUAAUGCGAGACUGCCGCUGUUUUUAAGGUCUUUAAAGCAGAAGUCAAAACCGAUGAGUGGCCAAAAACGUGAGGGAAAACUGGAAAUUUGAGUUUUUAUUAAAUCCAAGGCAUGCCUGCAUUUCUUCAAGAUUUGUAUCUCUCAUCAGAUAUCCGCAAGGAAAACAUUAGCCAUCCAGCAAUCUGAAGUUUUCUACAUUUAGUUUUCUACAAUUUUGCUUACGAUUCAUAUAGACUUGUUUCCCAAUGUCAUUUUUCUUAUUGUAUUUUAAAACUAAUUCGGUUUUUGCCAUAAUUUCUUGUAUCAUUUAACAAUAUUUUAUUUCUUUCGUACACCACUGUCAUGGAGAUUACACUUCAUAAUCCCAACUCUUCCCUACCACCGCCUUUCCCAAUAAAACCAGCGAUGGCUCCGUCUGUACAGCUUGGAGUGACUAUACUUUAUACAUGUCUUUAUGGGGGUUUGUUCUUGAUAGUAUAUGUUCAGCUUUGGUUGCUUUUACUCUACCGACACAAAAGGUGGAGCUACCAGAGUGUUUUUCUUUUUCUCUGCCUGUUUUGGGCAGCCCUUCGUACAACCCUUUUUUCUUUUUAUUUUGCUGAUGCCAUUGCGGCUAAUCAUCUGCCCACUCCAGUAUACUGGCUCCUCUACUGUUGCCCGGUGUGUCUACAGUUUUUCACUCUGAGUCUCAUCAAUCUGUAUUUCACCCAGGUUUUGCUCAAAGUUAGAGGAUUGUUCAGCAUUGAACCCAACAAAGGAUUGUGUUUGGCUCGGUGUGUGUAUGCAGCUAUGAGUGCUGUGUUCUUGUGUGUCAACAUGGUUUGUGCCAGCCUUGGUGAACGUGGGGGAACAGGAGGAGUGCGGGACAAAACAUGGAGUCUGGUUCUAGUUCGAGUCCUGGUGAAUGACCUGCUUUUCAUCUUGGGGGCUGUGUGUCUAGCCACGUCCCUGCUCCUUCUGACUCGAUAUUCCCCCUCCACUAGCCCUUAUCUACACAGCAAGGGGACCACUGUUUGCCGGACAGCAGUUUUGGGAGCAGGUGUAAUUCUGCUCUUCUCAAGCAGAGCAUGUUAUAACCUGGCUGUGCUCAUCCUGUCCCAGAAUCGACGAGUAGAGUCUUUUGGAUUUGACUGGUACAACAUUUCAGAUCAGGCUGACCUUCGUAGUGAACUUGGAGACACAGGCUACAUAGUAUUCGGUGUUAUUCUUUUCAUAUGGGAGCUUCUACCAACCAGCCUGCUCAUUCUCAUCUUCAGAGUACCACUUCCCAUUCAAGAAACGAAUUGCAGUCCAGCAAUUACUACGAGGGGACCACGCUCUUAUUUCUUUGAUGACCCACAAGGGAUGGAUGGUGACACAGGUGCUUCUUGGUCACAUGGCAUUCGUCCUAAUAACAGCUGGUUUGGCUCUAGUGAGACAACGCCACUACUAUUCAACAGAAUGGAUCAGACCAACCAGCACCACUCACUCUACUCAACCCCUCAGACCUGAGUUCUCCUCUGGAGCUGUGUUUCUAGGCAUUGACACUGACUUCUUAGGAAAUACUACAUCAGUACCUCAUCCUAAGACCAAUAGGUAUUAUUUGCACUGAAACUGUAUGUAGCCUUGCACAUUGUAUCUUGGUUUAAUCAAAUUGAUAAUAGAACUAAGAGAUUCAUCUAACUAAAUAAUUAUACCAGCUUUUCAAAGGAACGUGCAGGUUCUAUCCUGUAUAUUAGGGACCAAUAAAUAACUUUUUUUUGUACUCAGGUUUAUGUGUUUUAAGUUAAAAUAAUGAGGAGAAAUGGCAUUCGUGGAAUUGACUCUUCAAUAUACUUAUGUAAUGUUUUUUUUUUUCAUAACUGACAUGAAUUUAGUUGAAUUUUCAUUUUAAAUGGAACAGUGUAAGGGAUUUUGAUGUUUUUCUGCUGUAUUUUUAAAAUAUUUUAUUGAUUGCAUUAAUUUCAAUCUGAUCAACAAAACUUGAUAGUGUAUGGCUUUGUGUACCAUUAAGGAUAAGAUUUUUUUAAUAUUUUAAUAAUUUAAUUGCACCAUACUGGAAAACAGAUGUUUGACUUGGAACAGUUUAUUCUGUAGUAUGUACAGAUCUUCCUAUUAAAACACUUUAUACAGUA
Electrophorus electricus (electric eel) is the source of this 2279-nucleotide messenger RNA. RefSeq names its product G protein-coupled receptor 137 (gene gpr137). Gene Ontology annotation, biological process: positive regulation of TORC1 signaling. Gene Ontology annotation, cellular component: lysosomal membrane. The record is from RefSeq and is a predicted model, not a curated record. Lineage: Eukaryota; Metazoa; Chordata; Actinopteri; Gymnotiformes; Gymnotidae.